CGGGGCCGCCGGCGCGGGCCGUGGCACCCGGCAUGUCUGCGGGGCUGACCGUGAGGAGGUACUGGUGCUGCAUGCUCAAACUGGGAGCCUUCUACCAGCAGCUUCUGGCCGAGAAGGCGGCUUCCAGGCAGGAGAACCCCACGCUGCCCUCCAGUCCGCAGGCUGGGACCCCAGAGAAGGAGCCCCCGAAACGCCACUUGCCCGAUGUUCUGGAGUUAAAAUCUUCUCGAGAUAUUGCCCCGUCCACUUCCCUGUGCCUGCCAUCGGGAGCGCUCACACCAGCCAGCGGUGACCCGGGCAGCUCCGCACCCAGGGCUGCCCACAGCGCCCCCGGGCAGCCAACCGAGACGUCCCCGGGACCCUGUGCCACCUGCACCAGCAUCCAGGGCAGCCUCUACGAGGUCGGCAAAGCCAUCACCAGCAUCUGCCAGAGCCAGAACAUCCCCUCGGCCCUCAGCAGGUUCCAGGGGGUGCUGAGGAACACGGCAGGGAGCAGGACCCUCUCUGCCACGGACGUGAGCUACUGGGCCUCGGAGCAGAGCAAGGACCUGGCCCGGAUCAGCAAACACCUCCAGGUGCUGCUGCAGCGGGUCCAGCCAUUGCGGGCUGAGCUGCAGGAGUCGGGUAAGCAGAAGGAGAAGCUGCAGAGACAGGUUGAGGACCUGUCCCGGCUGCUGCAGGUAGAGAGGGACACCCACAUGCAGCAGCGGAAGGAGGCUCAGGAGAGCCUGGAAGCAAAGAACAAAAUGCACUUAGAGGCUGUACUGAGGCUGGAGCGGGCCAAGGACGACCUACAGAGAGGAGCUGCUCUGCUGGAGGAACAGGUCUCCACCUUGAAGGAGGAGCUGGCUGGGAAGCAGGCGGCUAUGCAGGAGCUGGAAACCGCCAAGGCCACCUUGCUGCAGGAGAUGAGGACCACAAUGGUGGCCAGGAGCCGGGUAUUGGAGCUAGAGGAGAAGGUGCAGCUGCUCACCAACCAGCAGGAGAGCCUGCGCCAGGAGCUCAGCACCACUACCACGCAGCUGGACAAGGAGAAGGCCAAAGUGGAGAGCAUGGAGAGGCACCAGGAGGAAGUGCUGAUCCCAGCUCCAGGCUGGCAGAUAAAGCUGGGCCAGGGCAUGGACAGGGCUUGCUUUGCCCGCAUGGGCACCGGGAGCUGGACCGAGGACAUGAGGAGGCAGCUCCAGGCCAACAGCAUCCGGAUCAGGCGGCUGGAGCAGGAGAACGCGCGGCUUGGCGCUGCGCUGGACAGGGUGAAGGCAGCUGCUCAGGAGGGAGUGCUGAAGCUCAUCCCACAGAGCCAGCUCUGGCCCCAGCUCAGCCAGUGCAGCGGGGACACUGCCAGGCAGGACAAGGG
This is a messenger RNA of Nestor notabilis (Kea), 1357 nucleotides long. It is a transcript of the gene CCDC157, whose product is annotated as coiled-coil domain containing 157. The record is from RefSeq and is a predicted model, not a curated record. The annotation marks the transcript as partial. The transcript is spliced from 7 exons. Lineage: Eukaryota; Metazoa; Chordata; Aves; Psittaciformes; Psittacidae.